Messenger RNA from Fusarium sp. VM40, 3522 nucleotides. The record is from the annotation of a GenBank genome assembly. NCBI's taxonomy places the organism in Eukaryota, Fungi, Ascomycota, Sordariomycetes, Hypocreales, Nectriaceae.
AUGCCUCUCAACUUCAACCUGGCAACCACUCUCGCUGGUCGAGCUCCGGCCCUGCUCCGUCAUGGACGCAGGGUCCCGCGAGCUUUGCCCUAUCGCUCAUUCUCCUCCGUGAGCCCUCUCGCCGCCUCCGCCCGAGUCUCAAUCGCUGCUACUCGCCCUGCAAACUCGAAGCGCAUUGGAACCCUCAAGGUUAUGCGCGGAUACAGCUCCGCCGCUAUCCAGGACGCACCCAACCCCAAGGCCUACCUUGACAGUGGAGUUAUUAAGCCUCACCAGACUGUUGAUGUCAAGAAGGUUCUUGUCAUUGGAAGUGGUGGUCUUGCCAUUGGUCAGGCUGGAGAAUUCGAUUACUCAGGUGCCCAGGCUCUCAAGGCGCUUAAGGAGGCCGGUGUUUCUUCUGUGCUUAUCAACCCCAACAUCGCUACCAUCCAGACCAACCACAGUCUGGCUGACGAGGUCUACUAUCUCCCCGUUACCCCCGAGUAUGUCUCCUAUGUCAUCGAGAAGGAGAAGCCCGAUGGCAUUUUCCUGUCUUUCGGUGGUCAGACUGCUCUCAACCUCGGUGUUGAGAUGGAACGUCUUGGCCUUUUCGAAAAGUACGGCGUCAAGGUCCUUGGUACCAGCGUCCGAACUCUGGAACUGAGUGAGGAUCGUGACCUCUUCGCCAGGGCUUUGGAUGAGAUUAACAUCCCCAUUGCCAAGUCGAUUGCUGUCGGCACUGUUGAGGAGGCUCUCGAGGCCGCUGAUACCAUCGGAUACCCCAUCAUUGUCCGAGCUGCCUAUGCCCUGGGUGGUUUGGGUUCCGGUUUCGCCAACAACGAGGAGGAGCUCCGCAACAUGGCCGCUCGAUCUCUUACCCUCUCUCCCCAGAUCCUAGUCGAGAAGUCGCUCAAGGGCUGGAAGGAAGUUGAAUACGAGGUCGUCCGUGACGCCAACAACAACUGUAUCACCGUGUGCAACAUGGAGAACUUUGAUCCUCUCGGCAUUCACACCGGUGACUCCAUUGUCGUUGCUCCCAGUCAGACCCUGAGUGAUGAGGAGUACCACAUGCUCCGAAGCGCUGCCAUCAAGAUCGUCCGUCAUCUUGGUGUUGUUGGCGAGUGUAACGUCCAGUACGCUCUCCAGCCCGAUGGUCUCGACUACCGUGUCAUUGAGGUCAACGCCCGUCUCUCUCGAUCUUCUGCUCUGGCCUCCAAGGCCACCGGAUAUCCUUUGGCUUAUACCGCUGCCAAGAUCGGUCUUGGACACACCCUCCCCGAGCUUCCCAACGCUGUCACCAAGACCACCACUGCCAACUUCGAGCCUUCUCUUGACUACAUUGUCACCAAGAUUCCCCGAUGGGAUCUUGCCAAGUUCCAGCACGUCAAGCGCGACAUUGGCAGUGCCAUGAAGUCAGUCGGUGAGGUUAUGGCCAUUGGCCGAACCUUUGAGGAGUCCUUCCAGAAGGCCAUCCGUCAGGUUGACCCCCGGUUCCUCGGAUUCCAGGGUGACAAGUUCGACGACCUCGACUUUGAGCUCCAGAACCCUACCGACCGCCGAUGGCUCGCUGUUGGCCAGGCUAUGCUCCACGAGAACUACUCUGUCGACAAGGUCCACGAGCUGACCAAGAUCGACAAGUGGUUCCUCUACAAGCUGCAGAACAUUGUUGACUGCACCCGAGAGCUUGAGGAGGUUGGCAGCCUGCAGAACCUGAAGAAAGAUCAGGUCCUCAAGGCCAAGAAGAUGGGUUUCUCUGACCGACAGAUCGCCAACGCUGUCAAGAGUACCGAGGAUGAGGUCCGAGCCCACCGUCUCAGCUUCGGAAUCCGCCCCUGGGUCAAGAAGAUCGAUACUCUGGCUGCUGAGUUCCCCGCCAACACCAACUACCUCUACACCACCUACAACGGUUCUACCCACGAUGUCACUUUCGAUGACAAGGGUACUAUUGUCCUUGGUAGCGGCGUUUACCGAAUUGGUAGCUCCGUUGAGUUCGAUUGGUGUGCUGUCAGCACUACCCAGGCUCUCCGAAACAUGGGUGAGAAGACCAUUAUGAUCAACUACAACCCUGAGACCUACUCCACCGAUUCGGAUGUUUCUGAUAAACUCUACUUCGAGGAGCUCAGCUACGAACGUGUCAUGGAUAUCUACGAACUCGAGAACUCCAAGGGUGUUGUUGUGUCUGUCGGUGGCCAGCUGCCUCAAAACAUCGCUCUCCGACUUCAGGAGACCGGUGGCGCCAACGUUCUUGGCACUGAUCCCAGGGAUAUUGACAAGGCCGAGGAUCGUCAGAAGUUCUCUGAGAUUCUUGACAGCAUUGGUGUCGACCAGCCCGCCUGGAAGGAGCUCACAUCCGUCAAGGCUGCUGAGGAGUUCGCUGACGAGGUCGGUUAUCCCGUUCUGGUUCGCCCAUCCUAUGUCCUGUCUGGCGCUGCCAUGACUGUGAUCUCUAGCCAGGAAGAUCUCAAGGACAAGCUUGAGGCUGCCAGCAACGUCUCCCCUGACCACCCUGUGGUCAUCACCAAGUUCAUUGAGGGAGCCCAGGAGAUUGAUGUCGAUGGUGUCUCUUCCAAGGGAGAGCUCAUCCUCCAUGCUGUUUCCGAGCACGUUGAGCAGGCAGGUGUUCACUCUGGUGACGCUACCCUGGUUCUCCCUCCUGCCAACCUUGACAGCACCACCAUGGAGCGUGUCAAGGAGAUCGCUAAGAAGGUUGCCGAGGCCUGGAAGAUCACCGGCCCCUUCAACAUGCAGAUCAUCAAGGCCGAGAACCCCGAAGGUGGCGAGCCCCUACUCAAGGUCAUUGAGUGCAACCUCCGUGCCUCGCGAUCUUUCCCCUUCGUCAGCAAGGUCCUCGGAACCAACUUCAUCGAUGUUGCUACCAAGGCUCUUGUCGGCAAGGAGGUUCCUGCGAAGUCUGACCCCAUGGCCGAGAAACGAGACUACGUUGCCACCAAGGUUCCCCAGUUCUCCUGGACCCGUCUUGCUGGCGCUGAUCCUUUCCUCGGUGUCGAGAUGGCCUCUACUGGUGAGAUUGCUUGCUUCGGUAAAAAUCUCGUUGAGGCUUACUGGACCUCUCUCCAGUCCACCAUGAACUUCCGCAUGCCCGAGCCUGGUGAGGGUCUCCUCUUUGGCGGCAACGUCUCCAAGCCCUGGCUCACCCAGGUCGUCGACUACAUUGCCCCUCUCGGCUACAAGCUGUACGCUGCUAGCCCCGAGGUCAAAGAGUUCAUCGAGGCCAAGUCCAAGACCAAGGUCGAGGUCGAGGUCAUUGAGUUCCCCAAGGAGGAUAAGCGAGCUCUCCGAGAGGUCUUCAAGAAGUACGAUAUCCGCGGAUGCUUCAACCUUGCCACUGCCCGAGGCAAGACCACUCUGGACGUCGACUAUGUCAUGCGCCGAAAUGCCGUCGACUUUGGCGUCCCUCUGUUCAUGGAGCCUCAGACCGCUAUCCUCUUUGCUCAGUGCAUGAGCGAGAAGCUUCCUCGCUCUGAAGGCAUCCCCGGUGAAGUCCGCCGAUGGUCCGACUUCAUUGGAGGUAAGCCCCUGUAA